CUUCCUGGCCCUUGCAGGUGGGUGUGUCUCGGGACGCACCCAGCCUACCAGGAGUGAGUGCUACAAAGCUUGGCCUUUGGUUCCUGAUCGCAGCCCCACAGCCCAGGGUUCCUGCCUCAAGACCAGUUGGGUACAUCUUUGACACUCCCUCCCACCAUGCACUCCUUGGACGAGCCACUCGACCUAAAGCUGAGCAUCACCAAGCUCCGAGCGGCAAGAGAGAAGAGAGAAAGGACACUGGGUGUGGUCCGGCAUCAUGCUCUGCAUAGGGAGCUGGGCCUGGUGGACGACAGCCCCACCCCUGGCUCCCCAGGCUCCCCACCACCAGGUUUCCUGCUGAACCCCAAAUUCCCUGAGAAGGUGGAUGGACGCUUUUCUGCAGCCCCCUUGGUGGACCUCAGCUUGUCACCACCCUCUGGAGUGGACUCCCCGAAUGGCAGCAGCUCCCUGUCCCCUGAGCGCCAGGGCAAUGGGGACCUGCCUCCACUGCCUACUGCUGUGGAUUUCCAGCCACUUCGCUAUUUGGAUGGUGUCCCCAGCUCCUUCCAGUUCUUCUUGCCCCUGGGUUCUGGUGGGGCUCUGCACCUACCUGCUUCCUCCUUCCUUCCUCCCCCCAAGGACAAGUGCCUCUCACCAGAGCUGCCCCUGGCCAAGCAGCUGGUGUGUCGAUGGGCCAAGUGUAAUCAGCUCUUUGAGCUCCUCCAAGACCUGGUUGACCAUGUCAACGACCAUCAUGUCAAGCCGGAACAGGAUGCUCGAUACUGCUGUCAUUGGGAGGGCUGUGCCCGCCAUGGCCGUGGCUUCAAUGCCAGCAGGUACAAGAUGCUCAUCCACAUCCGGACGCACACCAACGAGAAGCCGCACCGAUGCCCCACCUGUAACAAGAGCUUCUCCCGCCUGGAGAACCUGAAGAUCCACAACCGCUCGCACACAGGUGAGAAGCCCUACGUCUGCCCCUAUGAGGGCUGCAACAAGCGUUACUCCAACUCCAGUGACCGCUUCAAGCACACCCGUACCCACUACGUAGACAAGCCCUACUACUGCAAGAUGCCCGGCUGUCACAAGCGCUACACGGACCCCAGUUCACUGCGCAAACACAUCAAGGCCCAUGGGCACUUUGUGUCACAUGAGCAGCAGGAGCUCCUGCAGCUGCGCCCUACCCCUAAACCACCACUGCCCACCCCUGACAGUGGCUCCUAUGUCAGCGGGGCUCAGAUCAUCAUCCCGAACCCUGCUGCCCUUUUUGGAGGCCCCAGUCUGCCUGGCCUGCCCUUACCUCUGCCUCCUGGCCCCCUUGACCUCAGUGCUCUGGCCUGUGGCAAUGGUGGAGGUGGGGGAGGGGGUAUUGGCCCUGGGCUGCCAGGCUCUGUUCUGCCACUCAAUCUGGCCAAGAACCCACUGUUGCCCUCACCCUUUGGGGGUGGUGGACUAGGCCUGCCUGUGGUCUCUCUCCUGGGUGGCUCUGCCGGUAGCAAGGCUGAGGGGGAGAAGGGUCGUGGGUCAGUGCCUGCCAGGGUCCUGGGCCUGGAAGACCACAAGACCCCCCUGGAGAGGACGGAGCGCAGUCGCUCCCGGCCAAGCUCUGAUGGACUCCCCUUGCUCCCAGGCACUGUACUGGACCUGUCCACAGGCAACUCCGCAGCCAGCAGUCCGGAGGCGUUAACUCCUGGCUGGGUGGUCAUUCCACCAGGGUCUGUGCUGCUUAAACCAGCUGUGGUAAACUGAAACUGGGCAACCCAUCUACCAGCUGUGACAGCCCAGCCACCCACUGUGGGCUCAUCCCCCGACGAACAGAAACUCUUCUGCGAAAUAGCAAUAAUACCCUGCUGCCCCAGGGCCAAGCUGCAGCCCCAGACAAGCUGGGUGGCAAGGUGGCAAGGAUGGUGCUAGAAGGUCUGUGCUGGCCUCCUGGCUCCAAAGUGAGGACCUGGCUUGGACCUGCUGUCCAAGGAGAGCCAUUCUCUUGGGUGCUAAGGCCUCAGUCACUUCCACUUCCCUAGUCCACAGUCUGGGUGAGGCUUUCCUCUGCCUGUCCUCCCAGGACCCUCAGUCCUGCCUCUUGCUCUGGUGCGUUCCUUUCUAUGCCAGCCUGGCUGGGCAGGUUUCCAUUUCUGCCUGCCCUACCUACUUGUCAACUAGGAGCCCCCAGUGAUCAUAGAUAGGCCCAUGCUUGGGAAUUCCUUAGACCCCUUUCCCUCUGGUCCACCCUCUAGAGGGAGAGCAAGACAGACACGGCUGCCUUCUCCUGCCUGCUGCUAUGACAAGGUGCUUCUCUGCUUGCUUAGCAGAGAAGCCUGCUCUGCCAGCACUUCUCUUUCCUGCCAGAGGGUUGGCAACACUUUCCAAAGAGGGGUAGCUGACCACUCAACCUUCUCCUUGGGGAUGUGCAGGCAGGUUCCAAGGGUCACUGUGCUGACCUGGUCCAGCUUGGCCUGGCCUGGGCAGUGUUAUUCUGCAGACACUUGUAAGGCAUUAGUCUACACCACGUGGGCUAUCAGGCUUGGGAAGCAGCUACAGGUUUGGGGGCUACCAAGUCAUGGGAUGCAGGGAAGGAGACUUAUUGGAAAGCACUGACUGAAGCCCCUGGGUGUUAAGGGAGGCUAGGCAGCCAAGCACAGCAUUAGGAGAACCAACUCUUAGCUCGGGGAAAAGCUAGCUAGAGAAAGGCCUGCACAUCUGGCAGGGUUCUUUCCCGACUCUCUAGUUAAACCCUUUUCUUGGUGCUGCCUCUUGCCCAUGAGCUCUGCCCAAGCCAGCAACCCCAGGGCUUGUGCAGCAAGCCAAGGACAUUGGAGGACUGUGUGCUCCAUAGCUCCAAAAGGCUAGCUGCCCCAGCUUGGGCCUCUUGCUGUCCCCUGUACUAUGCUGCAGUGGCUAAGCCCCUUAUGUCCCCAUCUGUAGAACAAAAGAGCUGCUGAGGUGGUAGUGGGGUCCUUUGCUCUGUGGCUCCUCUGAGCAGCUCUGCCUAGUCUUUCUCAGACUGCCUUUCUGUUUCAGAAGGGUUACCCUGCCCUGACGUACCUGACUGCUGGUCUUAGGACCCCAGCCCUGACGGGGCUCGGCUAUGCUGGCUCUACCCCUUGAAGGGGCUGUGAGCAAGUUAAGGAGCUGGUCUCCUACCUUUGGGUCUGCCUAGGAUCCAAGCAACCUCCUGGCUCUAUUAGGGCCCUAGGCCUUAAGUCCCUGGCUGGGGGAUUGGGUUUGAGACUCAAGCCCAAGAGCAGAGGAACAGCACUGGACAUUAGCUUGGCAUGUGACUCAAGUGAUAGACCAGGCUCGGAAGGGCUGGGAUACUUCCUGUCAGUUCGUUGCACAUUCCAGGAUUCAGUAUUUUAACAGGUUCUAAGUGCCUUUCUCUUGUAGCGUAUGGUUUUCCUCCUCCUGGCUCCAUGGCUGUUAGCAUAGAGUUUAAAAAAAGAGAGAUAAGCUAAUGACUAUAACAAUAUAUUCCUCCAUGUGAGAGGAAGUUUAUACAGAAACAAUAAAGUGAGUUGCAAAGAUGGUUUCUGCACGUGCCAGGGCUGGGACACCUGCUUUUGUUCGUGCCUGGUUGUUGGCCUCCCAACUAGAGCUCCCGAAGGCCCUGCCUGGAGCUUUCACCUCAGCCUGCCACAGGCCACCUUCAUUGUGAAAGUGAUCAGAAGGCCUCCUAUGUGGGACUAGAAGGGUAGGUAGUAAGGGACAAGCGGAUAGAGGUUAUUCUGAAGAUCACAUCACUGCCUGCCAGUCAACACCUUGGUCCAAAGCUACACACAAACAUUCUGACCAAUCUACUGCGAAAUAUCCAAUCCCAGCUGCAAGUUCCAGGGCUUAAAGAAGCUCUUUAUCCCUAGGGAAGGCAGUUUCCUCAGGACUGUGGUAGGUGGGAACAAAUGGCUAUUGACCAACAUUCCAUCCCCAAGGCUGUCAAAGUUGGCUACCUCCCGACUCCACCGUAGCCCAA
Mus pahari (shrew mouse) is the source of this 3943-nucleotide messenger RNA. It is a transcript of the gene Glis2, whose product is annotated as GLIS family zinc finger 2. The coding region runs from base 157 to 1725 and encodes 522 amino acids. Gene Ontology annotation, biological process: regulation of transcription by RNA polymerase II; smoothened signaling pathway. The transcript has 7 exons. The record is from RefSeq and is a predicted model, not a curated record. NCBI's taxonomy places the organism in Eukaryota, Metazoa, Chordata, Mammalia, Rodentia, Muridae. Gene Ontology annotation, cellular component: nucleus. Gene Ontology annotation, molecular function: RNA polymerase II cis-regulatory region sequence-specific DNA binding; DNA-binding transcription factor activity, RNA polymerase II-specific.